GCAUCUUACACGGCAGGAAGGAGAGCGCUUGAACGUGGAUGAUGGUGUGCCUUGGAUCAACGUAGCUAGUGGAAGCAAGCAAGUUUAAAAAAUGGAAGAACGAGGUUUGCGGACAUGGUGAAAAGCUCGCUCUCGGUGGUGUAGUAACUUUUGGGCGCAACAAGGACAUCGAUGUUGUUUGUGUUGGAAAUGUGAGGGCCCGGGAGAUGUCUUCCAUCCGUCCACAGUGCGAUUCAUGCACCAGCAGUGGGCAUCAACACACUCACACACCAAAAAAAAAGAGGGAAAAGAACACCGUAGAUGCCUCGAAAAAGGAAGGCAUUCACCAAUUUGGAAGGAGCUCGCUCGAGCGAUCAAGCUUCCAAGCGUGAAGAAUCUUUUCCUUCCAUCCAUCAGACUUUAUAGUCUCUCCGUGAUCCGUGAUCCUAGGAACACUUCCUCUCAAAAGUAAAAAUGCUUCUUUUGGGAGAUUCUCCAUGACACGAUCGAUGUGGGCUCCCGGCAGGAGCGCCGCCGCGCGGAUCGAUCCAUGUGGGCAGUCGCCUCCGCGCCCCGGAUUUAGUGGGUCGAUCGCGGAUUCGGGAAUUCGCCACGAAAAUCCAGGGUGGUCGUCUCCAUCGUCGCGGUGAAUGCCCAAUGUGGGUGACGAGAGGAGUAAGAUCAAAGAGGUAAGAAGAAGAAUCGAUCACACCAUCUCUUCCCUGCGGGGAAUUUGGCUCUGCGCGAUCAUCACAAUCAAGCUGGAAGCUGGAAUCGAUCAUCGCGUGCACUCCCAGGACGAGCUCGGGAGCCUAGAGAAGAGAUCUUCGAUGUGGCCACCCGACCUGAAUUGGGAGAAGCGCUUGUCGCAGAAGCCGGACAACGUAUCCCUGGCGGGCGAGGCGGGCAUCGCCGAUUCGAGCUACCUGUCGAGCUUGGUUGGCUCCACGAAUGUGGGAGUCGGGCAGCUCUCCGGGCUGGCCAGGCAGUGGGAAUCCAGUCACAGCAAUGCAGUCCAGCUGCUCAAGGAGGAGAUGGAGUCGCUCUCGUCACAGCGCAGCGAGGCGGAGAGCAAGCGGCGCCGGAUUCUCGACGAGGAAUCCUUCUACGCGGCGGCGUCGCGGGACAAUCGAUCGGUGCUGCGCGGCUCCGGGACGCUCGAGGAGCAAGUCAAGCGGCAAGUGAGUGGAGUUCCUCCGCUGGUUGGAGUCCUUCCUCCUCCAUCGCUGGAUGAUAGCAAAGUUGGCACUGUAGAGAAAGAGUGGAGAGCUCCUCCUCCUCCUCCUCCAGGAACUUUGGAGGGCGAUGGCCGCGGCAAUGCUGCUGCUUGCUCUUGCGAGAGGAGAGGGAGCUUUGGAUUGGAAGAGGGAGGAGAAGGCUAUGGCGACCAGGUGGAGCAUUGGAAGUCCAAGGCUUGGAAGUUUAACCAGCUCCUGGGCGAGAGCUUGCAGCGGGAGGAGAUUCUCAUCAAGAAACUCGAGGAGAAAUCCAAGCGCCUGGAAGCAGUGAAGCCGAUGGUGACCGAGCUGCAAAACCAGCUCGAGCGAGUGGACAACUUCCUCCACUUUGUGCUCCGGAAUGCUCCCAUUUUCUUGAGCCACCAGGACAAGGAUCUCAAAUAUAGAUUUAUGUACAAUAAUCAUCCGGCCUGGCAAUCGGAGGUGAUUGGAAAGACGGACCUGGAGCUUCUCCCGGGUCCGGGAGGAACCAUGACACACAACUUCAAGAAGGAAGUUCUUCGCCGGGGGUGCCCGGCAAAGCGAGAGUUCGUCUACGACACGGUGGAGUUUGGAUACAAGGUGUUUCUCAUCUGUGCCGAGCCGGUGUUCAGCAAAGGUGGCCAGACGAUUGGUGUCAACAUCGUCUCCAUGGACGUCACUGAAGAGAAAAUUCUCAAGGCUGCAAACCGGGAGAAGCUCAUACGCUUGAGGGAGGAAGAAGCCGUGCAAAAGGCGAUGGAAACGCAGCUUCACAAGACAAUGCGCAUCACAGAGGAAACGAUGAAGGCAAAGCAGCUGCUUGCUACAAUGUCGCAUGAGAUACGCUCGCCGCUGAGUGGAGUGGUGAGCAUGGCCGAGAUUUUGGCCGCCACCAAUCUUGAUCCCGAGCAGCAAAAUCUCGUCGAUAUCAUGGUUUCAUCCGGAGACCUGGUGAUGCAACUUAUAAAUGACAUUCUCGAUCUCUCCAAGGUGGAAUCAGGAGCUAUGAAGCUCGAGGCUACAAAGUUUCGUCCUCGAGAGGUCCUCAAGAACGUCCUCCAAAUCGCCGCAGCGUCGAUGCAAAAGCGAGACUUGAAUUUGGAAGGCUUUGUCUCGGCCGAAGUCCCGUUUGAGGUGAUUGCCGAUGUGUUGAGAGUCCGCCAGAUCUUGACAAACUUGGUGAGCAAUGCCAUCAAGUUUACUCGUCAAGGAAGUGUCCGGGUGGAGAUAGAAAUCAGCAACAAAAAACUUCCUCACAAGCAAAAUGGAAGCAUUGUCGAUUCAAACGAAUUACAAACUCCUUGCUCUUCUUCUAUCACUUCUCCUGCGACUACCACUCCCACCGUUCCACAGUGGGUAAACAACGACACGGUGUGGCUCGAGUGUCGAAUUGUGGACACGGGCAUUGGUAUUCCAGACACGGCUCUCCCGUUUCUAUUCACGAAAUAUAUGCAAGUGAGUGAAACACACGCAAGGAAGUAUGGUGGCACUGGUCUCGGCCUCGCGAUUUGCAAGCAACUGGUGGAACUCAUGGGUGGAAAGCUCAAAGUUAACAGUGAAGAGAACAAAGGCUCCACGUUUAUGUUUACGCUGCCCUGCAAGCUUUGCGGAUCAAACGGUACCAAUCAAGCUAGCAGCCACUUUAGUUUUAGCACGGCAGCGAUGGCGGCGAGAAGAAAAUCAUCGGGAACACGGGGCUCGAGCGUGAACAAGAGAAUUAGCGGCAACAAUGGCGAGAGUGUCUCGUCCAGGAAGAGCUCGAGCUCUCCUCCUCAUCGAAACGGUGAAGCUAGCGGUAAAGCCACGACGAAGAUCGAUGCUCCUGCUCCCGCUACCAGCACCGCCACCACCAUUGGCGGCAAUGCGGCUAAGUUGAAAGUUUUGCUCGCCGAGGACAACAAAGUGAACAUCAUGGUUGCCCAGUCGAUGCUGCGAAGAAUGGGGCUCGAAGCAACAGUUGUGAACGAUGGAGCCGAGGCUGUGGAAGCGAUCAAGAGAGAUUACUUCGAUUUGAUUCUAAUGGACGUCAUCAUGCCCGUGAUGGAUGGAUUGGAGGCAACUCGUUUGAUCCGCGAUACGCAGGGAAAUCGGGAUGGUCAAGGCAAGAGGAGCACGAUCAUAGCUAUGACCGCGAAUGCGCUUCCAGAGAACGUCGCGGAAUGCUACACUCACGGCAUGGACUCAUUCAUCGCCAAGCCAGUGACUUUCAGCAAAUUGCAGCAAGCAAUACAGCAAUUCUUUCCCCCCUCUCUGCCAUCUCCAUCGCCCUCCUCCUCCUCAUCCUCUCCAUCGCCCAAGCCACGGUGAGAGACCGGAAAGAAGCUCUCCUCAAACUUGUACCAUAGAAACAGCGCCAAUUUGCCAAUUUUGAAAGGCGGCAUAUUCUCAGA
Messenger RNA from Selaginella moellendorffii, 3568 nucleotides. Its product is annotated as histidine kinase 5. Gene Ontology annotation, molecular function: phosphorelay sensor kinase activity; histidine phosphotransfer kinase activity. The transcript has 14 exons. The record is from RefSeq and is a predicted model, not a curated record. Gene Ontology annotation, biological process: phosphorelay signal transduction system; protein autophosphorylation. The coding region runs from base 630 to 3485 and encodes 951 amino acids. NCBI's taxonomy places the organism in Eukaryota, Viridiplantae, Streptophyta, Lycopodiopsida, Selaginellales, Selaginellaceae.